Molecule: messenger RNA, 2308 nt
Organism: Oncorhynchus mykiss (rainbow trout)
Lineage: Eukaryota; Metazoa; Chordata; Actinopteri; Salmoniformes; Salmonidae
Product: R-spondin-1
Source: RefSeq, a predicted model, not a curated record
GAGAGAGAGAGAGAGAGAGAGAGAGAGAGAGAGAGAGAGAGAGAGAGAGAGAGAGAGAGAGACCCAGCGGACAGAAGCAGCGGAAGGAGGGAAGCAGCAGGGAGGAGCAGCAACAGCAGCAGCGGCGGCAGAGUGAUCCACCUGUCACAGAGUGGAAGGGGCCCCCCGCCUGAUCCGUCUGCCUGCAGGGGGGACCCCGCGUGGCCGGUCAGCACCAGGGACUAUGCAGCUGGGACUGGUGGCUCUGGCGAUGGUCUUUCUCGGAUCCAUGGGUCACAGCGACAGCGGCCUCAAGCUCUCAAAGGGACGGAGGCAGAGACGGAUUAGCACUGAGGGGCCACCAUCUUGCUCAAAUGGCUGUGAGCGAUGUUCCGAAUACAAUGGCUGUAUAAAAUGUAAGCCCAAACUCUUCAUUCUCCUGGAGCGCAACGACAUCCGCCAGAUAGGCGUGUGCCUCGCCUCGUGCCCACAGGGAUACUUCGGCAUGCGGACUCCCGAUACCAACAGAUGCAUUCAAUGUAAAAUAGAGAAUUGUGAGGAGUGUUUCAAUCGAAAUUUUUGCACAAAAUGUAAGGAGGGCUUAUAUUCACACAGAGGGCGAUGCUACCCCAGCUGCCCUGAAGGCCUCAGCACCACCAACGGGACCAUGGAGUGUGUAGAAUGUGAACUGGGCGAAUGGAGCCCAUGGGGUCCCUGUAUGAAGAAGAACAAGACGUGUGGCUUUAAGAAAGGCACACAGACCAGAAUGCAAGAGCUUCUUCAUGCCUCCAGCACUGACACAGUCUCUGCGUCAUCCCCCCGGCCAUGUGCUCCACAGACUGAGAGACAGAAGUGCACAGUGCAGAAGACACCAUGUGGAAAAGGAGAUGGGAAUAAGAAUAAGGGCGAGCGACGAGACCAGCAGAGGAGGCGAGACAAAGAAAACGUCAGAGGCCAUGGCAAAGAGGGUGGCAAAGAGGGUGGCAAGAAGGGUGGCAAAGAGGGAGGAAAAGAAGGAAGCAGAGAGGGGGUCAAAGAGGGAGGAAAAGGAGGAAGAGAGGGUGGCAAGGGAGGCGGCAGGAGGAAAAAGGGCCAAAACCAGGCCACCUCCGCGCCCAGCCUUACCCCUAGCACUGUAGCCUAGGCCUUACUCACGUUGGGACUUAGUGGGGACAAGGAGGGACAAAAACAAGGCGACUAGGCAACACCCACCUGCAUUGGCCAUUAUUAAGAGACAGACAGUGGACAGAGGAGACAAUAUCAAACUGAUGAAGAAAAGGAUUAAUGCUGCUAUGCAUUCUAGAAGAUGCUCUAAGAGAACUGGAGGAUUGCUGCAAUAAAUGAGGAUCAGGACUUGAGACUUAUCAGACUUGGAGGGAAGAGGGUGAAUGUGCAAUGUGGAGGGUUCCACUGUAAGCCUUGCAGUAGGGUCAACAUGUUUCAUUUCACCGCUCCCAGGUUUAUCAUGGAGUUGGCAGAUGGAGAUCCCAGUGGCUGAACAGUGGAAGACACUGAAUAUGAAUAUGAGAGUUUCAAGAUGGAGUCUUCACAAUGAUCAAGGAUAUCUACAAUCCAUUAGAAUCCCUGAUGUGCUUUUCAAAAUCUAUUUUUCAUUGUUGACGACUCAUGUUUUGUGAAUGGUAGCAAGUAGAUAUUUCUAAGGAGAUGUUGUUGUAAGUGAUAUAGAGAAAAUGAACAGUAUUAAAAUUCUUUAUUUUAAUUAUAUUUUAUGAUUAAACAAAAGAAAGGCACUGGAACAAAUGUGUGGUUUUGAAGGAAAACACAUUUUAAUGACAUUUUUGGUUAGUAGAGAAUCUACUCCAAAACAAACCAGCAACAAUAUAGAGAAGGUUUAUACAGCUUUAGUUCAAAUCCUGAUCUGGUGUUAGACAAAGGUUACCCACAUAAUAGCUUAGUGCUUAAUUUCAAAUAGAAUAAUGUUUUGCUAUCAUCAGCAUAAAAAGUUUAGGAUUGAAAACUGUGUGUUGUGUAUGUGUGUUGUGAGUAUGUGUGCGUGUGUCUGUGUGUGCAUUCGUGCCUGUCUGUAAUGUUACAGAAUUUCAGCAAAAUGUUUUUGUGAAGUAGUGGUCACACAAGUGUAUGUAUAUUUGUGUGGGUAUAUUGUAUGUGUUUUUGCACAUAAGCUUAAUGUGUGUGUGUACGUAUCAAUCUGGUAGAAUGGGAAAUUUUAUAUAAACUCAGCAAAAAAAUGUCCCUUUUUCAGGACCCUGUCUUUCAAAGAUAAUUCGUAAAAAUACAAAUAACUUCACAGAUCUUCAUUGUAAAGGGUUUAAACACAGUUUCCCAUGCUUGUUCAAUGAACCAUACA